UUCAUCAGCUUUAAACAGCAUCUUUCUUUAUUGCGUACGUUGUGACAUCUGGGUGGACUAGUCUAUCAUCAGAACUUUUUCGUUUGCUUCCUCUCCUUUACAGCUUUAUACAAAAAAUAUUUUCAAAAAUAGAUAUUGAUGGAUUUGGGAUCCCAUCAACUCCCUAUCACAGUGAAAUUUCCAGAAUUCUCUUCUUUGGACUUCUUGGUGUGACAUACUUUUUCCUUGCACCACUGAUCCUGCCAUUUGUCUUGAUUUAUUAUUUCAUGGGAUACAUCGUCUAUCGCAACCAGCUAUUGAAUGUAUAUGCAGCUAAGUACGAGACCGGUGGAAGGUUUUGGCCUAUUGUGCACAAUUCAACUAUCUUUUCCUUAAUAUUGAUGCACAUUAUUGCAAUAGGGAUAUUUGGCCUCAAAAAGCUUCCGCUGGCGUCCAGUUUAACCAUUCCUCUUCCAUUGCUCACAUUACUGUUCAAUCUGUAUUGCCGAAAACGAUUCUUGCCUGUAUUCAAUGCUUAUCCUACUGAGUGUUUGGUUAAGAAAGACAGGGAAGACCAGAAUGAUCCUACCAUGGCUGAGUUCUUUAGUAAACUAGCCACAGCCUAUCAAGAUCCAGCUCUCUUGCCAGUUGAUUAUUCCAGAAGCAUGGAUAGGCAAAAUUCUCCUCUUCUUCAUGCUGUUGAAGUCUGAAACUGAUCCUUCUGCUUGUGACAUCCAAGUAAUAGUAUUAAUAAAUGCUUUGUUAAAUUUGAAUACCAUCUUGUAAGCUAAGUUGUUAGUAAAGCGAAGAAACCCUAAUGCUUAUUCUGUGUUGUAUCCGAGAAGAUUUAUCAACAAUGGAUUGUGUUGCUUGCAUUGUU
This is a messenger RNA of Carica papaya (papaya), 859 nucleotides long. NCBI's taxonomy places the organism in Eukaryota, Viridiplantae, Streptophyta, Magnoliopsida, Brassicales, Caricaceae. The record is from RefSeq and is a predicted model, not a curated record.